Anolis carolinensis (green anole) is the source of this 3097-nucleotide messenger RNA. RefSeq names its product calcium channel flower domain containing 1 (gene cacfd1). NCBI's taxonomy places the organism in Eukaryota, Metazoa, Chordata, Lepidosauria, Squamata, Anolidae. The transcript has 6 exons. The coding region runs from base 113 to 628 and encodes 171 amino acids. Gene Ontology annotation, biological process: vesicle-mediated transport. The record is from RefSeq and is a predicted model, not a curated record. Gene Ontology annotation, cellular component: membrane.
UCUCUUUCCAUUGCAAGGCACACCAGGAGAGAGAAGCAGCUGGGCCCUGGCUGCCUUGCAAGGAGGCUUGGGCAUGCAUUGAGGACUAGCGCCUUGGGUGCAAAAAGCAAAGAUGGUCCCCCAAGAGGAGCAGCAGCAGCCUGGAGGGGAUGCAAGCCCUGGGGCCCCCCAGGAAGCCCCCCAGGAAGAUGGCAUGACCUGGUGGUACAAGUGGCUCUGCAGGAUGGCUGGGGUCCUUGGAGGCAUCUCCUGUGCCAUUUCCGGCCUCUGGAUGUGUGUCACCAUCCACCCGCUCAACAUUGCCGCCGGAGUCUGGAUGAUGUUGAACGCCUUCGUCCUCAUCCUGUGCGAGGCUCCGUUUUGCUGCCAGUUCGUCGAAUUCGCAAACGUGGUCUCGGCCAGAGCGGAUCGGCUCCGUCCGUGGCAGAAAGCGGCCUUUUAUUGUGGGAUGGCAAUCUUCCCCGUCAUCCUGAGCUUGACGUUGACGACGUUGAUCGGCAACGCCAUCGCCUUCGCCACCGGAGUGCUUUACGGGCUUUCGGCACUGGGCAAAAACUGUUUUAACUCCAGCCUUGGAUCCGUCAAGCCCCGCACGUCGCGUGAUGUGUUCUGCAUCCAAGUUGAAUAGGGGAGACGGCAUUGCUUACGCCCGGAUGCAGCAGUUUCAACGGAAGCCAACCGACGCGGAUGGGAACGCUGUUGAACCCGAAGCUGUGUGAGUCCCUAUGGAAAACCAGAACUCUCCUUUCGCUUCUCUUCUUGACAUCGGGACCCUAAGACUCUCCAAACUUGGGGAGGGCAGAUGGAAAGGAUUCUUCGGACCUCCUCUUGAUGCCGCCUAGAACCGCAUUGGCCUUUUCACCCUCCUGACUCGUGUCUACAAAGACUCCGAGAUUCCUUUCCUAUGGAGUGUUUACAAGCCAGGUGUCACGCUAUAUCUAUACUUGAACUGGAGACAGUGUGUACAAAUGGAAAGAGGAGGUCGGGAAACAUGUUCUGCUUCUCUCCCCGUAUUUAUUAAUUUUUUAGGAUUGACACAACACUGUGAAUCUUCUACGCUGUGGCUUUAUGACGGCAGGGUUUCAAACAGGGCUCCUCCUUGGUUCUCAGGUUGGAUCGGGACCAUAUAGUUCAAGCCUGGGCAAACUUCAGCCCUCCAGGUGUUUUGGACUUCAACUCGCACAAUUCCUAACAGCCGGUAGAAAUCACCUUUUCUAAGAAACUUAAGAAAACACCUGGCAUCGUUUCUCCUCCAAUCCAUCAAUAAGGCCUGAGUUAAAGCAUCAGACUUAAGAAACCACCUUUUCUGGCAUUGUUUCUCCUCCAGCCCUUCAAUAAGACCUGAGUUAAAGCAUCAGACUUAAGAAACCACCUUUUCUGGCAUUGUUUCUCCUCCAAUCCUUCCAUAAGACGUGGGUUAAAGCAUCAGACUUAAGAAACCACCUUUUCUGGCAUCGUUUCUCCUUAUAUCCUUCAAUGAGACCUGGGUUAAGGCAUCAGACUUCAAAAACCAUCCUUUCUGCUUAUAACCUUCAAUAAGACCUGGGUUAAGGCAUCAGACUAAAGAAACCACUCUUUCUGGCACCGAUUGUCCUCAGAUCCUUCAAUAAGGCCUGGGUUUAAGGAAUCAGACUAAAGAAACCACUCUUUCUGGCAUCGGUUGUCCUCAGAUCCUUCAAUGAGACCUGGGUUAAGGCAUCAGACUUAAGAAACCACUCUUUCUGGCACCGAUUGUCCUCAGAUCCUUCAAUAAGAACUGGGUUAAAGCAUCAGACUUCAAAAACCAUCCUUUCUGCUUAUAUCCUUCAGAUUUACAAUGAAUUGAACACAAUAAGGAGUUGAAGUCCAAAACAUUUGGAGGGCCGAAGUUUGCCCAUGCCUCAUAUAGGACAUAGGAUCCUUUUGCAUCACUGUGGGAUGGAUGGAUAGGUAAACAGAGGGAUGAAUGGAUAGGUUGGAUAGAUAGAUGGAUGGAUAGAUGGCUAGAUGGAUAGAUGGAUAGAUAGAUAUAGAUGAUCAAUAGAUGAUAGAUAGGUAAACAGAGGGAUGAAUGGAUGGGUUGGAUAGAUAGAUGGAUGGAUUGAUAGAUGGAUAGAUAGAUAUAGAUGAUCAAUAGAUGAUAGGUAAACUGAGGGAUGAAUGGAUGGGUUGGAUAGAUGGAUGGAUGGAUGGAUAGAUAGAUAGAUAGAUAGAUAGAUAGAUAGAUAGAUAGAUAGAUAGAUAGAUAGAGAUGAUCAAUAGAUGAUAGAUAGGUAAACAGAGGGAUGAAUGGAUGGGUUGGAUAGAUGGAUGGAUGGAUGGAUGGACAGACUGACGGACGGAUGGAUGGAUAGAUAGAUAGAUAUAGAUGAUCAAUAGAUGAUAGAUAGGUAAACUGAGGGAUGAAUGGAUGGCUUGGAUAGAUAGAUGGAUGGAUUGAUAGAUGGAUGGAUGGACUGACGGACGGACGGAUAGAUGGAUAGCUUGAUAGAUAGAUAGAUAGAUAGAUAGAUAGAUAGAUAGAUAGAUAGAUAGAUAGAGAUGAUCAAUAGAUGAUAGAUAGGUAAACAGGGAUGAAUGGAUGAGUUGGAUAGAUGGAUGGAUGGAUAGAUGGAUGAAUGGACGGACGGACGGAUAGAUGGAUAGCUAGAUAGAUAUAUAGAUAUAGAUGAUCAGUAGAUGAUAGAUAGGUAAACAGAGGGAUGAAUGGAUGGGUUGGAUAGAUGGAUGGAUGGAUGGAUAGAUAGAUAGAUAGAUAUCCUUCUCUUGCCCUGUUUGAAUGUAUAAUCAGGGACAAGAAUGAAGUCCGACCUCAUUCUACACUAUAGAAUUAAUUCAGUUUGAUACCACUUUAACUCUCGUAGCUCAUAGGAGCCAUGUGUUCGACACAAGCAGCCUUGAGAAGUUAUUUUCCAUCCUACUGGGGAUGUUGGGCUUUGUAGUUCUUUAUUAGUAGCAUAGGCUCUUCACCACUGUCCUUUUGUGUAUGCCGUGAAUAAACAUGACCGUUCUACCUCCGGGUUUCCAAACCUCUUUGACGACCUCAUCUCUGUGUAUAUAUUUUGUCCCAUAUUCCUACAAAGUUCUGCUGAGCAAUAAAAAAGAGAGUUAUUAUUGA